This is a messenger RNA of Guillardia theta CCMP2712, 1587 nucleotides long. RefSeq lists its product as hypothetical. Gene Ontology annotation, biological process: heterophilic cell-cell adhesion; neuron development. Gene Ontology annotation, cellular component: neuron projection. The record is from RefSeq and is a predicted model, not a curated record. The annotation marks the transcript as partial. Gene Ontology annotation, molecular function: protein homodimerization activity; cell adhesion molecule binding; protein heterodimerization activity. Lineage: Eukaryota; Cryptophyceae; Pyrenomonadales; Geminigeraceae. The transcript is spliced from 4 exons.
AUGUGUUUCUUGACUAGUCUCAGGUACACGGGUCCUGAUUGUUCGAUAGCUCUUUGUCCUUUCGACUGCUGGGGUCAUGGUGUAUGUCUAGACGGAAAAUGUAUUUGCGAUCAAUCAUGGACUGGUUUUGAUUGCUCACUGCCAAACUGUCCUAAUGGCUGUUCUGGAAGAGGAAUUUGUCAGGUGACAACAUAUCACUUCCAUUGCAGCGGUCAUGGAGUGUGUCAACAAGGCCUUUGUAUCUGUGACAUAGGCUGGAGUGGGGAGGACUGUUCUAAUGCUGUUCAAUGUCCAGCCAAUUGCAUGAACCAUGGAGCUUGUAUCAACGGGACUUGCGCGUGCACUUUGGGAUGGACAGGCAUCGAUUGUUCUAGUGCCUGGAAUGAUCCUCUCUGCAAUUGUACAACUCCCACAAUGGUCACGAAUUCCAAAAGUAUUCCGUCGUCGACAUGUCCGUCAAAUUGUAGCGGACAUGGUCUUUGUAGUCAAGGGAAAUGCGUGUGUGACCCUGGUUUCUCUGGGCAAAGCUGUCAAUAUUUGACCGCUACGUCAUCUUCAGUUCAGUGUGUGAACAAUUGCUCAGGACAUGGUACUUGUUCACCAUUUGGAUGUGUUUGUGACAGUACGUGGUUCUUUGUAGAUUGUUCAAUGCAAGUCGUACCGCAGUCGAUUUGUAAAUGGAAUUGCUCCGGGCGGGGAAUCUGUUCAAAUGGAAUUUGCCAGUGUGAUCCGGGAUAUCACGGGGUCGGCUGCGAAUCCGCAUAUUCCAUCUCUUGGGUAUCAAAUUGUAUCAACAAUUGUUCAUCGCAUGGUGUUUGCACGAAUGGAACAUGUUUAUGUGAUCAAGGAUACAUGGGCGAUGACUGUCAUUCCAUAAUUCAAACAUGGCAUCCACUUAGAAUCUCAAAUAAUACGAUAUCACGUAUACCCCUCAUCCCUUCGUGCGAAUUUUUCGGGUGCUCAGGACAUGGAAGUUGUGCCAACGGUGUUUGCGUAUGUGAUCCCUACUACUAUGGUUGGCGUUGCGAAAAUUUCAUAACAAUGCCAUGCCCUAAUGAUUGCUCUCUGCAUGGAAAUUGUAUGAAUGGAACAUGUAUUUGUGAUUUGCACUGGGGUGGAAAGGAUUGUUCAAUUUUCGAAUCAUGUGAUCCUUUUUCUUCAACGCCGCCUUGUUCAGGCCGGGGAAAUUGCCUCAAUGGUACUUGCACUUGUAAUGAAGGCUGGAGAGGUUAUGAUUGCUCAAUCCCAACUUCAGACUGCUCUUUCAAACAAUGUCCUACCAGCGCAGCCUUUCUAGUGCCAUAUGAACCAUGUUCUGGUCAUGGAGCAUGUUUGCAGAAUGGAACUUGUGAAUGUUACACAAACUAUCGCGGACUAGAUUGCGCGAUCUUGUACGACUGCUCUGGAGCCGGCAAGAGGGUUUGUGGGAAAUGUAUCUGUGAUGAAGGAUUCAAGGGCAUUGAUUGUUCGAUUGAUAUGUGCAAAGACAGCAGAAUAAUGAAUCCAUUGUUUCCUGGGAUCUACUCCAAGUCGACAGUAUGCUCUGGUAAUGGCACAUGCACCACCAGCAAGGGCUGUGUCUGCAAU